Coprinopsis cinerea okayama7#130 is the source of this 357-nucleotide messenger RNA. RefSeq lists its product as hypothetical. Bases 1 to 357 code for a protein of 118 amino acids. The record is from RefSeq and is a predicted model, not a curated record. NCBI's taxonomy places the organism in Eukaryota, Fungi, Basidiomycota, Agaricomycetes, Agaricales, Psathyrellaceae. The transcript has 3 exons.
AUGUCUACUCCUUAUGUUGGCACCAUUCUCCCCCACACCGGCAUGGACAUUGACUUGACUCGCGUGGCUCCUGGUCGUGUCGUUGGACGUGCGCCUCACCCCGUCGACACUGGCCUGGAGGUCAUCACCUUCCACUGUGAAGGGUGCCGCAGUCUUGUCACAGUCGGCCUCGAGCACAGGAGCUACUAUUGUGUCUUCAAAGGAAAGUCGGUUGGCAUCUUUACAGACGCGAAAACCGUCAAUGAGCAGGUUGAAGGUGUCAGCGGGGCCUUCCGACUCAAGUAUCCCUCCAAGGAAGCAGCUGUCGAGGCCUUCAAGAAUGCCAUGGCUGAAGGGAAGGUCGAGGUUCUAUUGUAG